Molecule: messenger RNA, 1821 nt
Organism: Vicia villosa (hairy vetch)
Lineage: Eukaryota; Viridiplantae; Streptophyta; Magnoliopsida; Fabales; Fabaceae
Product: fatty-acid-binding protein 2
Exons: 10
Coding region: 16-1509 (497 amino acids)
Cellular component (GO): chloroplast stroma
Molecular function (GO): intramolecular lyase activity; fatty acid binding
Source: RefSeq, a predicted model, not a curated record
GAUACAGUCAAACCCAUGUGGCCGGUAGCGACCAUUGAAUCCAAGUCCUCCUUCCUUGGUACUAGAAGUAAUUACCAAACGUGCUUUUUCAUUUCAUUUUCACAUCUAUAUAAAAUCGCUUUUAAUUCCACCGCGCUUUUCCCUUCCAUUAAUCACACCCAACGAAUAUUCCCUUCCCUUCCCUUUUGUUCUUUCCAUUCCCUCUCGCUUUCUCCCCCAUUUCAUUCCAAUCGAAUCAACCAUACGAAUUACAAGAACUCUCAAAUGAAGAACGAUUGGUUACCAUGGAUGGAUUCAGAUCCUGACCUAUUCCCAUUACAACCAUUCCUCAACAAUUUCCUACAAUCCUUUUUACAAAACUCUACAACUUUCUACGUUCCAGGAACUUCCGCAAUCGAAGAGACCUUUGGCCGCGUUUCCAAAUUCGCCGGCGCGGUCUUGUUUUGGGUUUCCGGCGCUGGAUCGAGCGCGUGCGGUGGUUCUCUUCGAUUUGGAGGCGGUUCUGGUAAUGUGAAUAUGAAUAUGAGGGUUAAGCCUGUGAUUGGUAAUAAUGUGGCUGGGUUUGGGUUUCCUUUUGGUUUUAAAUCGAAAAAGAAAUCCUCUGAACGUGUGAGUUUGGGGAAGGUUUCGAGUUUUGUGGUUAAGUUGUUUUGGAGAGAAGCUAAAAGGAUUCAAUCGUAUCCUGUUUUGUCGAUUGCCGCGGCAUUGGUGCCGCCAAUUCAAAACUUGUCAUCAAAUCUACUGUCUGGGCCAUUGCAGGAUACUGAUGAUGUACAAACGCAUGGGGGCAUGGACCAAGUGCCUAAGGACGUUGAACGCCGAGGAUGUCCUCGCCUAUCAAUUUCCGAGUUGAACCUAGCAAACUCUACCGUGGAGGCUAAAACUGGCAUUGAAUUUCCUGUGGUUCUGGAUAAUUUAUCAACUGGAGAGCAGAAUUCCCGCUCUGACUCGGAGGUCCUUGUUGGAACGGGAUCUAGAACCAUGACAAUCGUUAAAAUUAAGUCGUUGAAGAUCUAUGCUUUUGGAUUUUAUGUUCAUCCAAACUCCCUCUGUGAGAAGUUGGGCCCAAAAUAUGCAUCAAUUUCUGCAGAUGAACUGAAUGACCAUAGUGAUUUCUACCAAGAUCUUCUCAGGGAAGAUAUCAGUAUGACUGUUAGGCUCGUCGUAAAUUGCAAAGGGAUGAAAAUUAACAGCGUGAAAAAUGCUUUUGAGAAAUCACUUAGAGCUCGACUAGCUAAGACAAAUCCAUCUGCUGACUUUGAUUGCCUUUGGACAUUUGGUUCAUACUUUACGGAGAAUAUCCCGAUACCAUUGGGAACAGUAAUUGAAUUUAAACGAACAGUUAAUGGGCGUCUGAUUACUGAAAUUGGUGGCAGUUACGUUGGAAGUGUCCAAAGCAAAGAUAUGUGUCGGGCUUUCUUUGACAUGUACAUUGGAGAUAGUCCUGUGUGCGAACAAACCAAGAAAGAGAUUGGCAUGAACAUCGCAAAUAUUAUUAGGAGUUGUUGAAACAAUUCUUUUCCUUUCCAAUUGUCCUGAUUUUUAGAAUGGACAAUUGGAGAAUGGCAUAGCAUCCAAACCUAUAGCAGAAGCAGUUGUUUCAUAAAUUUGAUUUCAAUCUGCCUUAAAAUUGGUCGGAGUUCCUUUUCAAGGUUUGUCCUUUGAAUCAUAGAAAUCAUUAGGAUAGCUCAAGUUAGAUUAUUGUUAGAAGUCUUCUCUGUUCCUAUUGAUGAUGAUACGCAUCUCUUUGAUGCCUCUAUCCUUGUUAGAUGUAUAAUCUUAUUUUUGAGAACGAAAGGCAAAAAAAUACAGAUUAGAAUA